AUGAUGCCCCAGAAGAAAAAGAGGAGAAAGAAAGACAUCGACUUCCUAGCCCUGUAUGAGGAGGAGCUGCUGAACUAUGCCUCAGAAGACGACGACGACGAGCUGGAACACGAGUACUAUAAGGCCAAAGUGUACGAGGUAGUCAUAGCCACAGGGGACGUGCGUGGCGCAGGGACAGAUGCCAACGUCUUCAUCACCAUUUUCGGCGAGAAUGGACUCUCUCCCAAGCUCCAUCUUACCAGCAAGAGUGAGUCUGCCUUUGAGAAGGCCAACGUCGACGUGUUCCGUGUGAGAACCAACAACGUGGGCCUCAUCUACAAAAUCAGGAUUGAGCAUGACAACACGGGCUUGAACGCCAGCUGGUACCUGGACCGUGUAAUUGUGACGGACAUGAAGCGGCCUCAUCUCCGAUACUACUUCAACUGCAGCAACUGGCUGAGCAAGGUAGAAGGUGACCGACAGUGGUGCCGGGACCUUCUGGCCAGCUUCAACCCCAUGGACAUGCCCAGAGGUAACAAGUAUGAAGUCAAGGUGUACACUGGUGAUGUCAUUGGCGCAGGGACAGAUGCCGACGUUGUCAUCAACAUCUUUGGAGAGUAUGGAGACACAGGGGAACGCAGGCUGGAGAACGAAAAGGACAACUUUGAAAAGGGAGCUGAAGACAAGUUCAUGCUGGAUGCUCCGGAUCUGGGGCAGCUGAUGAAGAUCAAUAUUGGCCACAACAACAAGGGGAGGUCUGCAGGCUGGUUCCUGUCCAAGAUUAUCAUUGAAGAUAUUGGAAACAAAAGAAAAUACGACUUUCCUCUUAAUCGCUGGCUGGCCCUGGAUGAAGAUGAUGGCAAAAUCCAAAGGGAUAUUUUAGUGGGUGGUGCUGAGGCCACAGCGAUUUCAUAUAUUGUCACCAUCUUCACUGGGGAUCUCCGUGGGGCUGGGACCAAAUCCAAAAUCUACAUGGUCAUGUACGGGGCCAGAGGGAAUAAGAACAGCGGGAAAAUCUUCCUCGAGGGUGGUGUGUUUGACCGUGGCCGCACGGACAUCUUCCACGUCGAGCUGGCUGUCCUCCUCAGCCCCCUGAGUCGAGUCUCCAUCGGGCAUGGCAAUGUCGGUGUCAACAGAGGCUGGUACUGCGAGAAGGUGGUUAUUCUGUGUCCCUUCACUGGCAUCCAGCAGACCUUCCCUUGCAGCAACUGGCUGGAUGAGAAGAAGGCGGAUGGACUGAUCGAGAGGCAGCUCUACGAGAUGGUGUCUCUCAGGCAGAAGAGGCUGAAAAAAUUCCCUUGGUCCCUGUGGGUCUGGACGACUGACUUGAAGAAAGCUGGUACCAACUCUCCCAUCUUCAUCCAGAUUUAUGGACAGAAGGGGCGGACGGAUGAGAUUCUCUUGAAUCCCAACAACAAGUGGUUCAAACCGGGCAUAAUUGAGAAGUUUAGGAUUGAGCUCCCAGAUCUCGGCAGGUUUUAUAAGAUCCGGGCAUGGCAUGAUAAAAGGAACCUUGGUUCAGGGUGGCAUUUAGAAAGGAUGACCCUAAUGAAUACUCUGACCAAGGACAAGUACAAUUUCAACUGUAAUCGCUGGCUGGAUGCCAACGAAGAUGACAAUGAGAUUGUGCGGGAGAUGACUGCAGAAGGGCCAGCCGUGCGGAGAAUCAUGGGCAGUAAGUGGCUGGACAAAGAUAAGGAUGACGGGCAGUUGGUGCGAGAGCUGCUGCCCAGUGACAGCAACGCAACACUGAAGAAUUUUCGCUACCACAUCAGCUUGAAGACUGGGGAUGUCUCUGGGGCCAGCACAGAUUCCAGAGUCUACAUCAAACUCUAUGGGGAGAAAUCUGACACCAUCAAGCAAGUUCUUCUUGUCUCUGACAACAAUCUGAAAGACUAUUUUGAACGUGGCCGGGUAGACGAGUUCACCCUGGAGACCCUAAACAUUGGAACUAUCAACCGGCUGAUAAUUGGGCAUGACAGCACUGGCAUGCACGCCAGCUGGUUCCUGGGCAGCGUCCAGAUCCGUGUGCCCCGCCAAGGCAAGCAGUACACCUUCCCGGCCAACCGCUGGCUGGACAAGAGCAAGGCAGAUGGGCGCCUGGAGGUGGAACUCUAUCCCAGUGAGGUCGUGGAGAUCCAGAAAUUGGUCCAUUAUGAGGUUGAGAUUUGGACAGGUGAUGUGGGCGGUGCAGGCACCACUUCCCAAGUCUACAUGCAGAUCUAUGGUGAGGAAGGCAAGACAGAAGUGCUCUUUCUUUCCAGCCGCUCAAAAGUCUUUGAUCGGGCAUCCAAGGACACAUUCCAGCUGGAGGCGGCAGACGUGGGUGAGAUCUUCAAGAUCCGGCUGGGGCACACGGGCGAGGGCUUCGGGCCCAGCUGGUUCGUGGACACGCUGUGGCUGCGGCACCUGGUGGUGAAGGAGGUGGACCUCACGCCUGAGGAGGAGGCCCGGCGGAAGAAGGAAAAGGACAAGCUGCGGCAGCUACUCAAGAAGGAGCGGCUGAAGGCCAAGCUGCAGAGGAAGAAGAAGAAAAAGAAGAAAGGCAGCGACGAGGAGGAUGAAGGGGAGGAGGAGGAGGAGGAGUCUUCCUCAGAGGAGUCCUCCUCUGAAGAGGAGGAGGAAGAGACGGAGGAGGAGGAGGAAGAGGAGGAGUUCGGGCCGGGGAUGCAGGAGGUGAUCGAGGAGUACAAGUUCGAAGCCCACCGCUGGCUGGCCCGCGGCAAGGAGGACAAUGAACUUGUGGUGGAACUGGUGCCCGCGGGGCGGCCGGGCCCUGAGCCCAACACCUACGAGGUCCAGGUGAUCACAGGGAAUGUGCCCAAGGCUGGCACUGAUGCCAACGUCUACCUGACGAUCUAUGGCGAGGAGUACGGAGACACGGGUGAGCGGCCUCUGAAGAAGUCGGACAAGUCCAACAAGUUCGAGCAGGGGCAGACAGAUACCUUUACCAUCCACGCCAUUGACUUGGGGGCUCUGACCAAGAUUCGGAUUCGCCAUGACAAUUCAGGCAACAGACCAGGCUGGUUCCUGGACAGAAUAGACAUCACUGAUGUGAACGAUGAGACCACCUACUACUUCCCGUGCCAGCGCUGGCUGGCGGUGGAGGAGGACGACGGCCAGCUGUCCAGGGAGCUGCUGCCUGUGGAUGAGUCCUAUGUGCUGCCCCCAGAGGAUGAGGAGGGAGGUGCAGACAACAACCCCCUUGACAGCCUUGCCCUGGAGCAGAAAGAUAAAUCUACCACAUUCUCAGUGACCAUAAAGACUGGGGACAAGAAGAAUGCAGGCACAGAUGCCAAUGUCUUCAUCACGCUCUUUGGCACAAAAGACGACACUGGAAUGACCCUCCUCAAGUCCUCCAAAACCAACAGUGACAAGUUUGAAAGGGACAGCAUUGAAAUCUUCACCGUGGAGGCACUGGGCCUGGGAGAUCUGUGGAAAGUCAGGAUCGGGCAUGACAACACAGGCAAGGCUCCAGGCUGGUUUGUAGACUGGGUAGAGGUGGAUGCCCCAUCUCUUGGAAAGUGUAUGACGUUCCCCUGUGGCCGCUGGCUGGCCAAAAACGAAGACGAUGGGACCAUCGCCAGGGACCUCUUCCAUGCGGAGCUCCAGACGAGGCUGUACACACCAUUUGUGCCUUAUGAGAUCACCCUCUACACCAGCGAUGUCUUUGCUGCCGGGACAGACGCCAACAUCUUCAUCGUCAUCUAUGGCUGUGAUGCUGUGUGCACCCAGGAGAAGUACCUGUGCACCAACAAGAGGGAGCAGAAGCUGUUCUUCGAGAGAAAGUCUGCCUCCCGCUUCAUUAUGGAGUUAGAAGACGUGGGUGAGAUCAUUGAGAAAAUCCGGAUUGGCCACGAUAACACGGGCAUCAAUCCCGGCUGGCACUGCUCCCAUGUGGACAUCCGCAGGCUCCUCCCAGAUAAAGAUGGUACGGAGACCUUGACUUUCCCCUGUGAUCGAUGGCUCGCAACCUCGGAAGACGACAAGAAGACUAUUCGAGAGCUGGUCCCUUAUGACAUCUUCACGGAGAAAUACAUGAAAGAUGGGUCCUUGAGACAAGUCUACAAGGAAGUAGAGGAGCCUCUGGAUAUUGUGCUGUACUCAGUGCAGAUCUUCACCGGAAAUGUUCCUGGGGCAGGGACAGACGCCAGGGUCUACAUCACCAUCUACGGAGACCUGGGAGACACCGGGGAGCGGUACCUUGGCAAGUCAGAGAACCGCACCAACAAGUUCGAGAAAGGAACGGCUGACACCUUCAUCAUCGAGGCUGCUGACCUGGGCGUCAUCUACAAGAUCAAGCUCCGCCAUGACAACACCAAGUGGUGUGCAGACUGGUAUGUGGAGAAGGUGGAGAUCUGGAACGACACCAACGAGGACGAGUUCCUGUUCCUGUGCGGGCGCUGGCUGUCCCUGAAGAAGGAGGACGGGCGGCUCGAGAGGCUUUUUUAUGAGAAGGAGUACACUGGGGACCGGAGCAGCAACUGCAGCAGCCCCGCUGACUUCUGGGAGAUCACCCUGAGCUCUAAGAUGGCCGACAUCGACAUUGCCACAGUGACGGGGCCCAUGGCAGACUACGUUCAGGAGGGCCCAGUCAUUCCCUACUAUGUGUCGGUCACCACCGGGAAGCACAAGGAUGCAGCCACCGACAGCCGGGCCUUCGUCCUGUUCAUUGGGGAGGAUGACGAGCGCAGCAACCGCAUCUGGCUGGACUACCCCCGAGGGAAGAGAGGCUUCAACUGCGGCUCCGUGGAGGAGUUCUAUGUGGCAGGCUUGGAUGUGGGUGUCAUCAAGAAAAUAGAGGUGCUCUAUGAAAUGACAGUGUGGACCGGUGAUGUGGUUGGGGGUGGCACUGACUCCAACAUCUUUAUGACACUCUACGGCAUCAAUGGCAGCACAGAGGAAGUGCAGCUGGACAAAAAGAAGGCCAGAUUUGAGCGGGAGCAGAAUGACACCUUCAUCAUGGAGAUCCUGGACAUUGCUCCCUUCACCAAGAUGCGCAUCCGAAUUGACGGCUUGGGUAGCCGGCCUGAGUGGUUCCUGGAAAGGAUCCUCCUAAAGAACAUGAACACUGGAGACCUGACCAUGUUCUACUACGGAGACUGGCUGUCCGUGCGGAAAGGCAAGAAGACGCUGGUGUGUGAGAUGUGUGCAGUCAUCGACGGGGAGGAGAUGAUGGAGUGGACUUCCUACACCGUCUCGGUGAAGACGAGUGACAUCCUGGGAGCAGGCACCGAUGCCAAUGUGUUCAUCAUCAUCUUUGGGGAGAAUGGGGACAGCGGGACCCUGGCCCUGAAGCAGUCGGCCAACUGGAACAAGUUUGAACGGAACAACAUGGACACAUUCAAUUUCUCCGACAUGCUGAGCCUGGGCCAUCUCUGCAAGCUGAGGGUCUGGCACGACAACAAAGGGAUAUUUCCUGGCUGGCACUUGAGCUAUGUUGACGUGAAGGACAACUCCCGCGAUGAGACCUUCCGCUUCCAGUGCGACUGCUGGCUCUCCAAGAGUGAGGGCGACAGGCAGACAGUCCGUGAUUUUGCCUGUGCCAACAACGAGAUCCGUGAUGAGCUGGAGGAGACCACCUACGAGAUCGUCAUAGAAACGGGCAAUGGAGGUGAAACCAGGGAGAAUGUCUGGCUCAUCCUGGAGGGCAGGAAGAAUCGAUCCAAAGAGUUUCUCGUUGAAAAUUCUUCCAGACAGCGGGCCUUCAGGAAGGGGACUACAGACACGUUUGAGUUCGACAGUGUCUUCUUGGGGGACAUUGCUUCCCUCUGCGUGGGCCACCUCGCAAGGGAGGAUCGGUUCAUUCCCAAGAGAGAGCUGGUCUGGCACGUCAAGACCAUCACCAUCACCGAGAUGGAGUACGGCAACGUGUACUUCUUUAACUGUGACUCCCUCAUCCCCCUCAAGAGGAAGAGGAAGUACUUCAGGGUCUUUGAGGUCACCAAGACAACGGAGAGUUUUGCCAGCAAGAUACAGAGCCUGGUGCCAGUCAAGUACGAGGUCAUCGUGACGACGGGCUAUGAACCAGGUGCAGGUACAGAUGCCAACGUCUUCGUGACCAUCUUUGGAGCCAACGGGGACACCGGCAAGCGAGAGCUGAAGCAGAAAAUGCGCAACCUCUUUGAGCGGGGCAGCACCGACCGCUUCUUCCUGGAGACCCUGGAGCUGGGUGAGCUACGCAAGGUGCGGGUGGAACAUGACAGCAGCGGCUACUGCUCGGGCUGGCUGGUGGAGAAGGUGGAAGUCACCAACACCAGCACCGGGGUGGCCACCAUCUUCAACUGUGGCAGGUGGCUGGACAAGAAGCGGGGGGACGGGCUCACCUGGAGGGACCUCUUUCCUUCCGUCUGA
Condylura cristata (star-nosed mole) is the source of this 6333-nucleotide messenger RNA. It is a transcript of the gene LOXHD1, whose product is annotated as lipoxygenase homology domains 1. NCBI's taxonomy places the organism in Eukaryota, Metazoa, Chordata, Mammalia, Eulipotyphla, Talpidae. The coding region runs from base 1 to 6333 and encodes 2110 amino acids. The record is from RefSeq and is a predicted model, not a curated record. Gene Ontology annotation, molecular function: protein binding. The transcript is spliced from 38 exons.